Molecule: messenger RNA, 24659 nt
Organism: Porites evermanni
Lineage: Eukaryota; Metazoa; Cnidaria; Anthozoa; Scleractinia; Poritidae
Source: the annotation of a GenBank genome assembly
AUGACUUUUUCUAACUUUCAAUGUGUAACUUACUUAAAUCGUGGCAGAUUGAAACUUAAGAUGUCUGGAGAUUUUCAUCAUGGAGGUGGUGGAAGUACUGGAUCUGAUGGUGCAAUAAAUCCCGGUUUUGAUCCCUUGGAUGCAGCUAGUACUGGUGAACAUGGCAGCUCUUUCAGUAAUAAUAAUGAUAGUCAUGGUGUUGACCAAAGAGCAGCCUAUUGGAAAGAAUAUGCAGACAGAAGCUUUGAAGAAUAUUUUUCAAACUGUCCUGGAAGCUCAGCAAACUCAGCACAUGGUACAGGAUGGGAGGAGCAGUCAAAUCCAGCUGUAAGUUAAACAGUAUAAUAUUAGAUAUUAAGCCUGCAUAGGUAUUUUUUUUAGGUGGGGGGUUAUGUGGGGGCAAUUCCUUGCUAAAAUGUAUUCCCUCCACCCGGUCACAAAUUUUAUGUAUUGUCUUUGAAUGAAGGAAGGAAAAAUAAACAAUUAGUAGUAUUAAUAUUCUUUUUUUUUUAUAUUGUUUUUGUAUGAAUGAAAGAAAAAGAAACAAUUAGUAUUGUUCUUUGUUUACAACUAUGUGCACUUUAGGUUAUUACUUAAGUGAAUAUUUGACUGUUCACUAAACUUAAGCUAUUAGUCCAUUGCUUUUAAAAUAUGUGUAAGUUUUAUAAUAUUUAUUUGAAUAUUUUUACGUAAGAAAUUUCUCAAACUUUUUUAUUUUUACAGGAAGUUGGAAAUGACACAGCUGAAGAGGAAUGUAUUAAGCCGCAGGAACCCUCUCAUAAUAGGGAACAGGUAUACUAAUAAUAAUUGGCAUUCUUUUAUUAAACUUAGAUAAAUAUUACUGUUGAAUCUCUUCACGAUGGCCACCUUGGGGACAGAAGAAAAUGGCCAUAAUGGUAGAGAAGUGGCUGUUGUAGAGAGGUUUAAACAGGAGUCAGUGAAUGGACUGCCCACCAAAAUAGUGGUUGUUGUACAGAGGUUGCUGUUGUGGAGAUGUGGCUGCUUAAGUGGAGGUUCCAUUGUACAUUGUGUUUUUAGAUUUUUAGAUGGCCAUGAGAAUGAUGACAGUUAUAAUAAUAUUACAGUGAAACCCUGCCUUAACCGCCACCUCAGUGAUACAGCCGCCUCGUGAUUACAUGCGGCCACUCUUUUUUGGCCGCCCAGCAAAAUGGCGGUACAUUUUCUUGUAAAAAACCCUCAUUAAUCAAUCACCCGUUAAUACGGCCAAAUUUUUUUGGCCCAUUGGUGACUGUAAUAAUGGGAUUCCACUCUAAUAACAAUGAUAAUGUGAUAAUUAACAAUUAAUAAAUGAGGCUGAGUAUCUAAUGAAGAAUUAUGGAGAUCGAGGAGGGUGUUACAGCCUCGACGGAUAACACGCUCCAAGAUCUCCAAAUUCUUAAUAUGCAUGAUACGAAAGCCGAAUUCAAUAAUUGUUUUAUUAUUGCCAAGGAAGCAACCGAGCUAAGAAGCAAGGUUGACUCGGCGGCAGAAUUAUAAUGCCGUACAAUGUAGGCAAAAACUCUCAAGUUCUGCGUAACCCUCUAAAAUUUGCAUUUUUUACCAUAUUUGGGUGUAAGUAAGACCCCAUAUUUGGGCAGUGACAUCAUGGUCUUGUAUUUAUAACUCGUGGUUUAAGAUUGAGUGAUUCAGUGUGCAGCUGUUCCUUGUCUGUUCAAGAGGACCUAACUGGUGAGCAAGCUUUAAUACAAUUUCUAGUUUGAAAGGGCAAUUAGUGCUCUGGUUUGCUUUAUAAAUUGUGUUUAAAGCAAUAGCUGAUCAAGGAAUAGGGUUUUACGCUCAAAUUUUUGUCAGAACUUGCUUGUUCUUUGCAGCUUGAUUUAUAUUGAGGUAGCGUGUUCGCUUGUCGACUCAGAACCAGGGUUUUCAGUCUUCUCUUUUCCUUUGUGAACUUAAUUUUAUGCAGAAGUUGAUCAAAGCAUAGGGUUAUAUUCUCAAAACUUAUAUCAGAACCAGCGUGUUCUUCGCAGGUCGAUUUACAUUGAACCAGUCCUCACCUCCCGUGAGGAAUGCAGCGUAUUUGCGGACCUUUUUUUAAAAAUUUAUUUAUGUUUUUCGAGAGAUUUUGUCAACCAGCAUGUUUUUUUGCUGCUCGAUUUACAUUGAGACAGCCCAAAACUCCCGUGAGGAAUGCAACGAAUUUGCGGACCUUUUGUUUUUCAGACUAUCAUUAUGCCUUUCAAGAGACUCUUUGUCCUGUGACAUGCGCUCAUUAGAUCUUUGUAUUUUAUUCAAGUUUAUAUGUUUAUACUUCUAAUACAUUUUGCCCAUUCUUGCACACUUUUCACACAUUUUAGUUUACAGCAAUUUUUUUCUUAUGUAUAUUACCACGCAAAAUAUUUUUCUUAUCCCUGAUGAUGCUGUUGCUGGGAAUUUAAAUAUUAUUUUAAUUUCAGUAGUCAAAGGCCUCAUUUGAAUAUACUUUUCUUUCUAACGUUUAUAGUUUUGAUACAAUGGAAUUUUCCAUGAAACAUAACUUGCUCAUAUUUACCAACAAAGCUUCAAGCCAUGUUGUUAUUGUUUAACAAAAGUGAAAGCCUAGAAUGUGCCAAAGUUGUUGUUUUGAAGUUGUGUGCCAUCCUUUUCUAUAGCAGAAUCCAUUUAAAACCUCUAAAAUUAUGAAAGAAGAUCUGAAUAGACACAUUCCACAAAAGAGAAACGAAUUCGCCUUGUUGGCACUUGCCGGAAGGUACACCUACUUCAGUCAAAAUAAUUCCUAGUUUAAAAAAACGACGUUUUAAAAAUGGCUAAAACAUGCUUACCUCCAUCGAUCCAUCGAUGUUAAGUUCAUCGAUAGUGCACAAAUAGGGUUGUCCAGCUCCGCAAAUAUUCUCCAAAUAGCAGAUGCCGCCCUUCGAGUUGUCUUCUUGCUGUUCUUGCCAUGUUUUUAGUUAUUUUUUCACCUAGUUCUUACUCUUGAAACGAGUGAAAUGUCCGCCAUUUUUCAAGUUCACAACCAAAACAACUCAACCUCGUCUCCAGGUCUUCUCGGUUAACGGUGCCUUAACCUGCACGAACGCUGCAUUUUUGACGUCAUUUCCUCGUUAAACACAAAAUUCUUCCAAAUUUGGUCAUCAGAAACUGGUUAUAGUGAAUUAUGCGUGUGCUUUUAGCCAGUCAGAAUCGGGGAAAUAUUUUGAAUGAAUAAUAAGUACAAUAAGUCUGUUUUCGCCAUGCGAUUGGUCAAUCUGCGGUCCGUAACUUGCUAUACGGACGCAAAUUUCAAAGAAAAUGCUCAUUUCGGAGCUCUAAAUCUCUUUAUCUCGGAAAAAAGGUUGAAUUAAAGUUACAAGACGUCUAUCAACCUUGAGGACUUAGAUUUUGACUUUUUCCUUCAACCUUUUAAACUGUGUUUAUUUGUGAACGAAGGCGAUGAAGAAACUAACUCGUAAUCUUAUCGAAGAGGAUUCUAGUCAGUGUUUGAAAAUUUUAUCGUAUUACACAUUUAAGAAGACGAAAAUCGACCGGCAGAGAUACGAGAUGUUUUGCGUAAGAGAAAAUGAGUAAUUCCUUCGACAAAUAUGAUAACAAACAAGCCUGCACCCGAUCAUAUUGACGAGCUUCUUUGCCAUUUGCAGUGUUUUUCCAAAGACCAACGAAAGAAAACUUGAAGCGACUUCGAGCCGGACACAAUAUAUGUCCAGUUUUCAAAAGACUCCAUCGUCACAUUGCCGAGUGAAUACUUACACUAAGUGCUCUUAGUUUUGACCGAAUAUACUUAAAAAUAUGUCUGUAAACCCUGGGGACUGGGAUGUUGACUUUGCCUUCCCAGAUUUUAACCUAGCUUUGUUUGAAUGAGAACGAAGCUGAUGUAGAAACUGAGUCAUAACCUUUCCAUGGAAGAGAAUAUGGUCAGUGUUUGAAACUUUUAUCGCAGAUCACACUUGAAGACGAGAAUGAACUGGCAGAAAUUCGAGAGGCUUUCCCGAAAAAAUUAACGAGCGAAUCCUUCGGCAAUGACAACAAACUUACCUUGAAAAGCUUCUUUGCCUUUUGCAGUGUUUUUUUUUACAAGGACCAACGGAGGAAAGAUGGAAACGACUUCGAGAAAUACCACAGUGCCCGGUUUCCAAAAUACUCCAGCAUUACAUUAAAGAGCUAAAACUUACAGCGCUCUUAGUUUUGACCAGGGAGGGGGGCGGGGGGCGGGGGGUGGGGAAGCAACUUCCCAUACAUUCUCUUAAUGAAAUCCAAACGAUGUUCUCACAACUUGCAAAGCGAUCAGCAAGGGUCUUGCCAGCGGAUUUUUGUACUGAUCAUGCGCCUUUCGUCAAAAACCAUAGAUUCAACGGUUUUGAAAAGAAACAAAAUCAUGGCGGCCUAAGGCGGGACUGUUUCUCACUAUUACAUUUUGGUAAAUCGCAAAUUUUUUGGUUUUAUGUCGCUUUUCAGACAUAGCCUAUGGUUUUCUUUUUCUGUUAAAUAAUUUCCCUCUGCAGUGUUUGGAAUAUGCAACAUAUAGCUGCGUAUAGCUGAUAAGAACCGUCGAAGAGUUGAGCUAUCGAGCAGUGUUUUGCUGCAAACCUUUCACCUUUGAAUUCAAGGUGUUGACUGAUCGUAAUAAACGAAGUGAAACGUUAUGAAGUGUGACUAUAUGUUUAUUCAGGUAUGAUAUGUACAGCUGUAAGUUCAUAUUUAUUGGGCUCUCUUGAAUAUACUUACUUCCGAUAAAUUUGACUCUUUUUCCAAUAUUUUUUAUCAGCAUCGUAAUUUCCAUAGUCCUUUGAUAUCCGCGCUCGGCAAAAACGAUGUAACCUAUAAAUCGAUCGAGCGUGUUGUUGUUUUUUAAGAUCUAACACGAUUGUCAACCCAAUUGCGGUUUAGUUUCCCCCUGCGAUUUCAGUACCAAUAGACAAAUACGAUAUGCAAGAAAAACAAAGAUGCAUGAUAUUAUUUUUUCAAUGUUUUAAUCAUUUCUUCUGCCGGUUCGCUUCUAGCUUAUCAAAAUAUUUAGUGUGGGAAAAGCAUCUGUUACCCGCUGACCACCACGAAGGGUGACCGCUUGCAAGUUGUGAGAACAUCGUUUCUCGGUCCCAGACCUCGUCUCUUCCCCCCCCCCCACCCCCACCCCCGCUGGUUUUGACCAAAUAAACUUUUUCAACAUGGCGAAUUUGUUUUCACUUUCUCGGAAAGACUUUGUUGUGAGCUAUUGUUUUCGUUAAUAGCCAAUAAAAACUUUUUUUCCCCCAAAUUGGGAGGAGCCAUGUAAUAAACAUCUUAUUAGCCUCGUUUUUUGGGUCCGUGCUGUAAAUUACGGAUCCUUGUUUUUUCCAUCGAUUUUCGCGCUUGGGCCAUAAAUCGGUGGAAAAAAACUCGGUCCGUAAUUUACAGUACGGACCGAAAACUCGGCUAAUAAGAGGUAUGUAUGUAUUCGACUGUUGAUAAGAUCUUUCACAACCACCACUUCAUUUCAGCAGAUUGUAACUACAUUAUCCCUUCAUAACCAAUUUAGCACUCCCACAACUACCUCACUGAAACACCUAAAAUCACUUUCACUUUCCAAAAGAUACUUUUUAUUACUUCAAGUAGUGGUAUCCCAGCAGAAUUAUACCCUUUUUGGGCAGCCAAAGUGGGCAGCAAAAAAUUAAUAAAUGACUCAUGAAUAAGACGCGCGGGAAAGGUCUUAAUUUAUGCGGGCAUGCUAAAAUGUCAACUUGUCAAAACAAAACAAAAGGAUCACGAAGCAUGUUGAGACAAUUACUAGUUUAAGUUGAAUGUUUUAUUAUAGUUCUUGACUAGUAAGUUGUAAUGGCUAAUAAACACCUUAGAUUGGCCUCGUCUUUGGUACGAAAUUAAAAUGUAGUCAUUGCAUGGUUUUUAAGCGUUUUCAAAUGCAAAAGGUGCACGUACAGUAACAACCAGCGUUUAAGAACCUACAAUUUAAGAACCUGUUAGGCUAAAGUAAAGUCAGUCAGUAAAGAUAAAGGCAAAUUUAUGGUAUGCUUAUCAUGUAAACUUCAUUCAAGAUAAUUAUUUAAUGCAGCAAUAUAUUCCAUAUGACAUAUGCUCUGUAGUAGUUAUCUGUGCUGAUCGCUAGUGCCCCUAUGAAAUUAAGAAACUUCUUAAGAACCUAAGUAGCCUAAAAUCCCACUAAAUACCCAUUCGAUAAGAACCUAUUAAGGGUAAGUUGGAAAAAUCUAGGUUCUUCUACGCGGGUUUUUACUGUAUAAGACUCUUAAAUCGCCUUUUUUGUAAAGCAGAUGCUUAGGAAGAAAAGGCUCAUGCCACCCGCACACCCCCCCCCCCCCAACAAACAAACAACAAACAAAACUAACACCAAAAAAAAACAUAAAUAAAAAACAACAAACAUACUAAAACAACAUCAGACACUAUGUUACAGUGCGUUUUAUUCCCACAUAGAACCGCUACGAAGAAAACCAUUAAGAGAGAAUCAAGAAAAAUUUAGUUUUUUUGUGUGGGGUUUUUCUGUCAAAACAAUCUAAAAUCCCCUUUUUUGUAAGCGAAAGGCUUAAAAAAAAAAACCCCAACCCCCCCCCCCCCCCCCCCCCAAAAAAAAAAAAAAAAAAAAAUGUCCGUAAAACUUUUUUUUCUUUUCUCAAGACACCAUAAGUGGGCGGGGUCGUUUCAUUGUUUCAACUUGUUGUGUUGAGAAAUAAAAAAUUAUUGAGAGUCAAAACUUUAUUACUUUUAUCAGUGAAUACAAACAAGAUUAAUAUACACACUGACUGUGUUAUUGUUCUUCAUUAGAGAUUUAAAAGGAGUGAACUACAAAAAGAUUCGAGCCUUGUAACAAUCACGUGUUCAAAGCACAAUUGUGCUAGUCAUAUUCGCUAUAACAGACUGCUUGAUUCAAUGAAAAGACUGUAACCGAUAGCUACCAUCAAAUUUAGGACGAGACACUAAAUAUGUUGUAGAAGUACAGCUUUUAAUGAAAACAAAAACAGUGUAUCAUUUAAGAGCAGGUCUAGUCUUCAUUGUUAGGAGUGGAUUGUGUCACAAACAGUCGAUUGAGUAGGAAUUUGCGCUUAUCGAUAGCAAGUUCUCUAGAUUCUAGCCAAUCAAAUCCUUCUGUAUUUUUUAAUUCUCUUUUGGUUUCGAUCACUUUACGGAAGGUGGAAUCUUCCUUUAUUGCUCGCAUCCAUUGCAGAUACUCCAACAGUACUUUUCUUAGUUCUUUCCUGUAAACAGGAACGAGAACGUUCUCGGCUUUCACGCGCUCCACAUUUUCUGAAUCUCCGUUCCCUUCGUAAUCAUUGAUCAAUGCGUUGAGCUGGGCCUCGUGACGUUGAUCUGUCUCGUCUAGAAUACGCGACCAACGAUUUAAGAGAGCUGUUUCUUCUUGAGAAGAAUUCGUUUCUUGGCUAUUUUGAGUAUAUGUUGCGAGAGGUCGCUUCUUCGCUGUCUUCAUAAUUUCCAGCACCCUAAUGCAGGUAUAAGUUAUAGCCCGUGCUUGUCAUCUUUGGUUUGAACAACACAAGUUCUGACAACAAACUAACCGGGAGCACGUAGCGUGCCUCUUUUGACGAGUAUUAGUAAAGGCUGGGUUACUUAGAGUUCUCUUUUGUGUUCGAUCCAUCGCGACCAAUUACAUAGUCCUGAAAUGACUAUGUUGUUCUGUUGCCUUGUUUGAUGCGCUUGCGUGCUUUUCUACUGCCUUUUCGUAGUAUUUCCACCGAUGUCUUUCCUUUCCUUGGUAUUGUUAACUGAUAAACGAUUGCAUCAUUUCCUUCUUGUGGCUUUGAUGGAGAUGUUUCACUUCUUUGGCUGGUGUUUGUUUGAUAGAUCACCACUCUUACCUUAGGUUGUAAUUUCGCUUUUUGUAGCCACUUUCUUUGCAGACCAUAAUCCAAUUGAUGUACAUCUGUAAGAUGGUUGGACAGUUUUACGACAUAUUUCGCUUUACAAUGGGAUCGGGAUCGGGCAAUCGUGGCAGACAUGCUUAACCAUGUUAGAUGUUAACGCCACAAGAGCUUGGCAAAAAUAAAACCGUUUCAAAGACAUUUAACGUUAUAAACAUGUAAAUUUAAGGGACAAUCGGGACCUAAAACAGGACGAACGAGCCAUUUUAAGGACACUAAGGACAAAACAAGGAUUAUCGGGACAAAAGGAGACAAGCGGGACUCUUUUAGUCAUGUGUCUUUUUUCCUCAUAUACACGCGUGUGUGUCGCGCGUCGGUAGUCACGCAACCGCUCUCAAUAUUCCAUUCAUCAUCUGUAUUAAUUUCGUACCAAAGACGAGGCCAGUCUAAGGUGUUUAUUAGCCAUUACAACUUACUAGUCAAGAACUAUAAUAAAACAUUCAAUUUAAACUAGUAAUUACCUGAACAUGCUUCGUGAUCCUUUUGUUUUGUUUUGACAAGUUGACAUUUUAGCACGCCCGCAUAAAUUAAAACGUUUCCCGCGCGUUUUAUUCAUGAGUCAUUUAUUAAUUUUUUGCUGCCCACUUUGGCUGCCCAAAAAAGGGUAAAAUUCUGCUACUACUUCAUAUCAAAUUCUACGAUGACCAGUUUCACGGAUUAACAAACUACAGCUAUUAUCUUACCAAUCCACGUCCAAUAUAACUCCACGCCUUUCACUUCACACUUAUACAACGCUACUGCACUACUCUCACAUCCAUAAUACACCCCCCAAAAUUUCACAUACCCUAAGUACAACGACACCCAAAUAUACGCUCCGACAGCGUCUUUUUGUUCUCUAAUCCAGGACAUUACAUCACAUUUCAGCGAGUAAAAAUUGUAGAACACAAAAUGAAGACAAUAGGUCCUAGCUUUUUCUAUUUUAUUUCACCGCAUAUUUGCCCCAUUCAUGUUAGUAGGAUUGGCUCCUAAAUUGUGAUACUACGAACAAGCCUUUUGAAAUUCUCUUUGUCUGGACAAUAACCAGCUAUCGGGAACAGCAGCUUAAAACGGUGUUUACAAUCAAAAUGGGGUCUUAUGUACGCUUACGACGUGAUAGAGGUCGAUAUGAACUUUAAUUGCUACUAAACAGUUGACAAUAGUUGCAAUUGUUUAUCUUCUUAGUUUAUCAGGUAUGUUUUCCAUCUCUAUGUUGGUGAAGGCGGCGUUGAGUCAGUGAGGAUCGUUACAGAGAAGCCGAUGCUCAACGGUAGUAUCACCAUGGCACUCGAGCCUUGUUUCGAUGACAAGAACUAUUGGAGUUCUCCUCAGUUGUUUGUACACGCCGAAGAGCAAGAGACGUUUCGUUACCGUUAUGUUGUGAAAUACAAUAAGGGACUAAUAAAGACCGUCGCUACGUUUCUUUUUAGUACGAUUACUGGAAAGAAGGAUGAGAAAGUUGUGCAAGAGGUGGGCACACGCAAGUUAAAUAACGGGACGCAUCAGUUUGACAUUUUUAAGAACCCCAGUGAUCCCUCCCGAAUGCGAAGUAUUUUCGUUGGGCAAGUGUUCUUUAUCAAACUUUUAUGCGGGACACUGAUAAAUGGUGGUGAUCUGAAGGAAUUGCUGAUAGAUUGUGAACACAUAGGAUUUGGGCACCCAUCGUAUGCAACUGAGGACGUCAAACAAUUUCUGAAGUGGGUCCAGGAUUUGGCAGGUAACUUCCGCACUCCUUAUCAGGCUGUCUUCUUGUGUUCACUUCUUGGUCAGUUAGUGGAACGCAGUCGUAAUUGGGCAGCUGGAUACACUUGCUGCUUUCUUGGAGAAAAGUGUUGUGAUUUGAUUUUGUCCUCCUUCGGUAGCUGCCCCCACAAGGAAUUACCUCGCAGCAGCUUAAAGUUCAUCAAAAUUGUAGCAGAAGAUCUCUUCAAAAUUGGGUCCUCAACGGGUUGCCUGUUAUUCAUUAAAUAUUUCUGUAACCUGUUAGACGCCAACUAUGUAAUGCAUGUGGUGGAUAAACUGUCAUCACAGACGUACACUGAACACCAGUUUGACCAGGAUGUGAUUGUUUUGUUACGCUCCCUGAAAGGUUUAAACGACCGUGCCAUCUGUACAAGGUAUUUGUCGCAUGUCGUAGACUGUUCUCCAUCAACCCGUUGCCUUUGGAAUCUCUAUAACAACAUUUCCCGCUUCGACCCAGGCAUGUUAGAGUUCCUAAUAAAGGAGUUUCUAAGUGUUUACAACAAGUUCAUUUCACGCGGUCGUGCAAAAAAACCGGAUCUUCUUAACCCAUUGUUUUGGUCUCUGGUGCCAGAAAGCUUGCAAGACAAACUGGCCAAUCUCUUCUGCAAAGCACUUGCGGCUCAAGUUCCUUCAGAGACCGAAUGGUCGAAAGAAAGGCUUCUUGCGUUGCAGGUCAUCACUGUUGACACAAGGUUACAUUCAUCAGGUGAUUUUCGUCAGUUUGCAAUAGAGGUCAUGACACACAAAUGUAAAGAAGUGGUGUUCCUUCUCCCAGAUCUACUGUCCUUAACCGCAUAUUGUCGUUUUUGGGAAACCACCCUCUCCGAUGCAGACAAAGAAAAAGUUUGCGAUCAUUGGUUAAGAACAUCCUAUCGAAAUAUAACGAAGCCUAAAGAUAGGAUCCUGGCUGUUGUGGAAGCCUGUCAGACGCUAUGGGCCACAGAGGCUUUGAAAUCCAACAAACCACUUUGUGUGUUCAUGCAGACGUGGGUGGAGCGGUUCGUUCUCAAGAUGAGUUGUCAGUCCGUCAUGAGUGCUUUUCCAGAUGGUCAGAAUAGUUCCCCUGCGGUUUUCCACCACCUUCUGUUACUCCUCAGAAGUGCCAUAAAGCAGCACAGUGGCACAGGAGACCGUCGUUCAAAAUAUAGACAGAUGAUUCAGUUACUUGGCCUCGAUCGUUCCAAAGAAAAAAAGAAGACUUCCACCAAGGCAACGCUAACUAGGUGGGUUGAGUGCUUAUUUUUUACGCUUUAACGAAAUAUGAAAAGGAAAAAGGCUUUUCUAGUGACCAAGACCGUCUAGGAAAAGGACCAGUCAUUUAUGUGAUCGGUGUACCUAGACUCCUAGAUUUUGAACUUGGAGAACAGACGUAAAGAGUACAUUAAAAGUUACCGUUGCAGCAAGGAUACAAUUUUUAAAAGCUACAAUUAAAGAACCGUGAAAACUUACAAAGGAAAGAGAUUUUUGAAGCUCGAAAGAGUAAAAAAGUUUAAAAGAUUAAUUUCACGUGACUGAGCUAAUUUCAAUAGUAAAAGACCCGAUUGACUUAGAAGAUAAGACGACUUGAUCGAAACUAAGAACAGAGCGAUGUAAAACUUAUUAAUUUUUGUUUCAUUGCACCGAAAAGUAAUACAGUUUGUUAAUAGGUAAUAACCCUACCCACCUGCGGAUAAAUCUCUAUCCUGUAAAUAAUGUAAUUGAUUUUCUUAACACUAUUUAGCUAAGGAUAGCGUUACCCACCUUUUGAACAACUGCGGCCAAUAUCAUCGAACUCAAUUUAUUUACACUAUCUUGAAUAUUAGGGCUGAGGAAGAGGUUCUUUUGGCUGUGUUGGAUGACAUACCUGUGGCCGGUGACAAAGGACCAGAAGAGAUUUUCAAAGCUAUGAUCUACGACAGUGAUAUCUGGGUGCCUAUAUUAAGCGCACUUCAUCCUCAGAGCACUCUUAUGGAACAUCCAAAUGUUUUGACCGCCACAAAUGCAUUGCUGCAAUUAUCCAGUCCUCUACAGAGGUCCAAGUUGCCUGUAUCCUUUUUUCUAGAUAUGAAGGGGGAGGACCUCCGUCGACUUGCAAAGUUGUGUGCCCUGGCUUCUUCCCUGGAUCCCGAAGUCACAGAAAAGAAACCAGAUGAAUGGAUGGCCGACUUUUCUAAGGAUCGGGCGACUGCACAAUCCUUCUGUGAUCAAUACGCUAGACUACAGAAAACAAUAUUAUUCCUUGAGGCAGUGACCAAGAACAUUAUGGUGAUAUCUGACGCACAGCUGAUAAUAUCCGAAAUCAACAAGAGAAAGAAAGUAAAGACAACCAUCAUCCUUGGAGUUGCUGCUCAUGGUAGUUACUGGGGAUCACUGCGCAGUUUGAUUGACUCAGGAAAGGCAAUCGAGUGGGCUCAGGAAUCGGUUGUAUUUACCAAUAUUGCGCGUCUGUGUAUGAAAGAGGAGGUUGCAGUAAGUCAAACGCAAGUGGAGGUGGUAGCCAGUGAUUCAGAAGAUUUGCAGGAAUCCAAGGAAGACGGUAGCACAGAACGUACAGCAGCUGAAAUAUUGGGCCUUCUAAAAAGCAAAGGUUUACCUAAGCUUGAAGAAGCGUGCACUAACCUGUUUGCAACGGAUAAAGAUCUAAGCUUUCAGGAAGUACAAAUGCUCUUUAGCGGAAUUGCUGAUGAAAUCGCCCUCAAAAAGGAAUUGAAAGUGAUCAGCUCCUUUUUUCCCACUUCUGCUUCUCAACGAAAGGUGAAAAUGUUAUUGAACGUCCUGUAUUUUCCUCGCAUCAGUGCAAAAGUUGAGCAGUUGAUGUCGGUAUUUGCAGCCCUUGGUUAUGAAGGUACUGGAAAUGGCAAUUCAGUGACUAAGGCCUUAGAAGAAGUAAUCUCCUCCGCUCAUAACACCGAUAUUACACUAACUCGUCUCUCUGAAGUUGUUGAAGAUACGACAGUUACCAUCGUUGAUCGCAAGCUUGAUAAGAAUUUGACAACCAUCUUUACAACACUUCAAGAAUCUAGCGAACUGAUCUCCUUCAUGAAAGAAACGGCUAGGGAAGACAUCAGGAUACUAAUUGAUGCUGUUGAAGAACAUUCUGAUCAAUUCGUUUCGGAAGCUACUGUCUCGGAUUUGAUUGAUGUUCAUGGGUUUUUGCGCACCUUCCUACGAGAAGAGCCCAAAGAUCCGUUGAUGCUUCUGGACACCGUUGAGAAAUGCUACUCUAAGCUUGAGAAGAAAGUAGAAAUGGCAGCAAAAAUCAAAGAAUGCGGCUGUAAUGUCCACAGUUUAAGAGGCCUCUAUAUGAAUGUUGCCAACCGAGGAGAAAUGACGAAGGAAAUUAUCAGUAACGCAGUGCAGAAAGGGUGUUACCUCAUCAAGGCCAACUCAAAUGGUUCAUAUGACGUUCAACUUAGCUAUCGCCGCCAGGAAGGUGACUCUAAAGAAACAAGCUACAACAUGGCAGAACUUCAUGACCUUCGAAGUCGAGCUCUUCUUAUUGUAAACACUGACAAAAAGCAAGAAAAGCAGAGACAAUCCGAUAACAGUGAUGCUACGGUUGCUUCUCUGAACAUGAGCUUGUCUACUUUUAUCCAACAAGUUCAAAAGAUUACCGACAUCCUCAACAUGGUCAUGUCGUUGCGAGAGUCAGGCCAUCCACAAUUUAAUGACGCAUUUUGGCAUAAGCUUAGUUCCUUUGAAGAUACUUUGAGUCUGGCAAAUUCGUUGGAAGCAAAGUUGAAGGAGUGGAGAAAUGUCAUGCGUGUUUUGCAAAAGGAACAUUAUUUCUUGAAUUUCUUUCAUCCCGACCAGCUUUGGAUUCUAAGGAAAUUUUUCUCCAGUCCUCUGUCCAGAACAAAAGCGGGUGUCUCUUUAAGAAACCAAGUCCACAGUCUGCUGCGAUUUGUGGAUCCCAGCGUUCGCCACAAGGACCUUGAUGAGUUUCAUCAACUUUACAAAAAACCGAAAGAAAACAAUGGACGUGAAAAUGACCUCCUCGCCGUUGGAGAAGUUCUUGAUGCCAUUUUUGUUUCUCGCCAUACUUCAGAGGUACAAAAAGCUCGCCCAAAUAAUCAGCAAAGUGCGGUCAAGCCUGGAGAAUUGUUUGUAGCGGUCCUUGAGGAAAACAGUAAACAGACAGCUCAUGUGGUUAUGUCUUUAUUCGAACAGACAACAGGUUCGUAUCCUCAACCUAGUCAGAUUCUUUUCUGUCAUUCUGAGACCUCUUGGGAAGAGGUUGAACGACUUCUGAAGCGUGCAUUUGAAGCACAUGAGCAUUCCACCGCAGUCAAACUACACUGCCUGGCUAACGUAGAAAACCUUUCAAACGACAUGCAGUUCGAGCUUGUUUCCGCCAUCAGGGCCUACCAAGAGAUGACAGAUGGUGCAUACUUGCUAAGCAUCGUCUGCUGUGGGGGAAUUCAUCAUCAUAUUGCCGAUCAGUUUUCUUCAUGCGCACACAACGAUACUGGAAUGACUGAAAAUCAACUUCGCAUCGCAUUCCAAAAGGACUUCCCAGACAUUUUUAUGGUCACCUCAGACCUUCCUGGUGUAGGAAAAACAGAAUUCAUUUAUGAACAUGCUGCAUCCAAGAACAAGAAGGUUUUAACAAUUCCUAUCAGUGGGCCGGUGUCUCGUAAAAGUUUGGUCAAGAUGUUGUGUGGCUUGACGUUCGCGAAAUAUGAGUGCAUUCAUUUUGAUGUUGGUGAGGUAAACGACCCGUCCGUUCUGGACACACUGAUAUUUGAACUUGUCAUAGUUGGAAUGGUGUCUGCCGGAACAGAUCUCUUUCAUCUUCCAACCAAGCACGUGUAUAUCGAAAUUGCAAAUACAUUGAGGCACUGGUUGCAAGAUUCUCUUCCCGUCACAAAGUGUUUUUCCCCUAAGCAUAUUAAGCUAGAUGGAUACAAAGACCUUGUUGUCAGUCAAGAACCAUUCAGUGCUAUGCAAGUGGUUUGCCAAUAUCUUCAUGCUUUUGAAUGUGGAAAAUUGGAAAGCAAAGAGGUAUGUCCUGCUGAUUUGAAGCCUCUUUCUCCAAAUCGCUGCAAGGAACUCCUGUCAAAGCACUUCUCAUCAAGUGGUGACCUAUCAUACAACAUAAUUGAGAGUUUUGUCAAGGUGUUCGCUAACCAGCUGAUGCAGUUUUCCGCAAGUCCUUACUUUAGACCGGUUAAUUUAAGAGCUGUGCUUGGGCCUUCACACGAUGUCCGCAACUGCUUGUUCAAAGCCCUUUUGGAAGUGUCAAGGGAGUUUGCAUCGCGCUCUGUUGUCACCUGUAAGAGUGUUCAGUCAGAAGCAAUCUCCAAAGAAAAGGCUGUUGAAGUACUUAAAAAGAUUCAGUUGCAGUCAGGGAAUGUGGCUGAGAAAAUGGUCGAACGUGUGGAAGGAAUGAUACAGUGGGCCGAUAACAAUCACCUUGUGAUUGUUUUCCACAGUCUUGAAGCCUUGACUAUCUCGGCUCUGUAUCGUGAUUUGGCGUUGGUGCCCUCCAAUGUCCGUGCGCUAUUCAAGACACAAGCAGCGAAGGGUAAAAGCAUGGUUGACUUCACAAAGAUGAAUCAGAAAGAGCUUCAGCAAAGAUUAGAUCGAAUUGUUCGAACUACUCCUAGGGAAAAGGAUCACAGCUUGCAGAACUUGGGCUACGCUCUUACCCCAGACAACAUUCUCAAAAUGGUUCUUAUCAUCCAACGCGUACGAGCAGGAAUUCCAGUCAUUGUUAUGGGGGAAACAGGAUGUGGAAAGACAAGUCUUGUUAGAUACCUUGCGAAGACGUGUGGAGUCCCUUUUCACGUUUUUAAUUUCCAUGCAGGUGUCAGUGAGGAAGAGCUGGUCCGUUUCGUCCAUAAAAUGGAAAAAGAAGCGGCCAGUGCCAAAGAAGUUUGGGUUUUUCUUGACGAGAUCAACACUUGUGAUUACCUUGGAACUAUCAAUGAGAUGAUUUGUCACCGAAGCAUCAAAGGCAAGCCUCUCUCAUCUAACCUGGUCUUUAUGGCAGCCUGCAAUCCGUACCGUCUCCGUCCAUCUGGAAAAAUUACAACCGCUGGUUUAAAUGGAAAGACGAUUUCGGAUGAAUUCUCCAAGCUAGUGUAUCGUGUCCACCCUUUACCAGAGACGAUGAUCGACUUUGUCUGGGAUUAUGGAUCUCUAAGUGAAAAUGAUGAACGUGCCUACAUAUGUCGCAUGGUAGAGGGAAUCACCGGAAACCCCAACAACUUACUGGUUGAUCUUCUGUGUACCUCCCAAGACUACAUCCGAGACGUCGACAAGAGCCCUUACUGUGUAAGCUUGAGAGAUGUCCACCGAUGUAUUGUUCUAGUUAAAUGGUUUAAGAAAAUAUUGCAGCAGCGGCAAGAACUGCCUUUGUCAAAAAAGCAGGACAGUUAUAAAUACUACGACGAGGCUCGCACUUUUUCUAUCCGCGAGAGGUCCUUUGUGCUGGCCUUGGCUCACUGCUUCCAAUCUCGUCUUCCCACCACCAGUUCCAGGAAAAGAUACUGUCAACACAUUGUGGGUUGCUUUAGAAGCCACGGAAAUUAUUCGUUCAACAAGUUUAGUUUUGAAGCUAUUGUAAGGGCAGAGCAGGAAGACUACCUGGAACGAAUGGAAUUGCCAGAAGGAACUGCUAAAAAUGCUGCCCUUCGUGAAAACGUGUUUGUGAUGCUUGUUUGUAUACUCAACCGUAUUCCCGUUUUUGUCGUUGGCAAGCCUGGCUGUAGCAAAUCAUUGUCUAUGCAGAUAAUCCGGAGCAACUUAAGAGGGAAGGAUGCCAAAGACUCUUUUCUCAAGACCCUGCCUCAACUUUACGUUGUUUCUCACCAAGGCUCUGAAUCAUCAACAUCAGACGGCAUACUUAAGGUUUUUGAGAAAGCGAAGAAGUAUAAGGAACACAACAAAUCAGGCGAUGUCCUUCCAGUUGUUCUUCUUGACGAAAUAGGUUUGGCUGAGGUCUCCAAGUACAAUCCUCUCAAAGUACUACACAGCCUUCUGGAACCUGGUGACAGCAUAUUUCCUGAUGUUGCCGUUGUAGGUAUUUCAAACUGGGCCUUAGACGCUGCAAAAAUGAACCGUGCGAUCCAUCUUUCUCGACCUGAACCUGAUGUUGACGAUUUGUUCGAAACUGGAAAAUCGUUACGAGAAGCAGGCAGUGGCAUCAGUGACUCUGGGGUAUCUUGUACGCGUUCAGGUCGUCCGUUUGGCCAAGGAGCCUAUCCAGAUGACAAACAGCUACGUUGCCUUGCUGAAGCUUAUCAGAAGUACCAGGCAGAGCAACGAUAUGCGAACUUUCACGGGCUACGUGACUAUUACAGCUUAAUAAAGUGUCUAAGUACAGACAUGAAUGGAGAAUUCAGACAAACGUUUUAUGAGGAGAAAACCAAGAAAAUCCAACGGGCAUUGCAAAGGAAUUUUGGUGGCGUACCCAACGAGGUGAAUAAUUUUCAAAGUUUGUUUCAAGAGCGAAUCCAACUUCAAGAACUAGUGGAUCAAAAUUACCAGUUUGCAGUAACCGACCUCAUCUGUGACAAUCUAAGUGACAAACGUGCUCGUCAUCUGAUGAUAAUCACAAACGGAGAUUCUGCUAUAGGCAUCCUUGAUCAGACGCUUCAGGAUCUCGAUAAAGAGAAGAUCACGAUUUUUGGCAGCCGAUUUGAGGAAGAUCUUUCCGAAGAGUACAAUUACCGUAUGCUAAGCCGUAUCAUUCUCUGCAUGGAAAGAGACUGUGUUCUCAUCCUGCGAGACCUAGAGAGUAUCUACGGCAGUCUUUACGACAUGCUUAAUCAAAAUUAUACAGUAGUUGGGGGGAAAAGGAACUGCCGUGUCGCACUAGGGGCUUUCAGCAAUCCAAUGUGUCAAGUCCAUGAAGGCUUUCGCUGUGUUGUGUUGAUUGAUCAAGGAAGAGUUGACUUCACUGAUCCCCCUUUUCUUAAUCGAUUCGAGAAACAACUGCUUCGUUUUUCAGAUGUCCUUAAUGAAAAGCAAAGGAAGAUUAUCAAAAUUCUAAAGGAAUGGGUGAAACACAUUUCAACGAUUCCCGAUCUUGAGUCCCAGUUCCACGAAGAAGACAUGUUCAUCGGAUUUUGUGAUGACACUCUUCCUUCGCUUGUCCUUAAAAACAGCCGAGACCCAAAGCUGGAGAGUCAUGAAAUUGUUGAAGAGUGCAAACGGGAUCUGAUGAUGAUAGCAUCUCCUGAUGGUGUUGUAAGGAGCGUACAAUCUGUCUUGGCUCAGACGAAUUUGGAAGAAGUUCAGAUGCUUUACAACGACUAUUUCCAGAAGCCUCUGCACAAUGGUUUGAGAGAUUACUUGGGACACUCGCUGGAAGGUUUACAACUUGAUUGCAAUGGUGAAGAUGCCUCAAAGGGUAUGCGACUGGUGAUAAUGACCCACAGUAACAUUCAUGUGAAUGUAUCUCAGUGCCUUGAUGGUUUUGUUCAGUGUCAGACAGAGAAACUUAGUGCUUUCAAGUCCGAAAAGCAGUUGACCAAGGAGUUGGAACGAUUCUGGGGAUCCAGCGACUCUCUCUUGGUACUACAAUGUAAACCAGAGCUAGAUGCUUCGCAUGUGCUUCUUGCAAAGUCCAUUAUUGAGCAGCAGAGGGAGACAUACAUCAAACGAGAAAUUGACAAAAACCAGCGGCAAGUCAAGCAUGUUUGCAUUGUAAUCCAUGUUCAGAGAGAAAGUGAGGCCAAUAAGGCUGAGAAUCAGCGCUGGCAAUUCAGUUUUCAAAGCGGAUGGAAGCAAGUGACGAUCGAUGUGUUGGAAGAUACAGUUUUGCCAGUAACUGAGUGUUUAGACGUCAGUGUCAUGGAGCUCUUAGAGUCAAAGACGCUCUCAUUUGAGGAAGUGGCUUCAAAUCAAUUCCUUUGGUGUUUUUUUCGCAUCAAAUAUUCGCCAUCUGUCCAGCCUCCAUGGGAAGACAUUCUUCACCUGGAAGAUCGUUUGAGGUCAUCGCCCAAGAUCCUGGCAUGCUUCAAGGAGCUAGUGAAUCGUUGGUUGGCAAAAAGAGUUGCUUUCGAUUCACAUGAAGAAGAUCGUCCAAGUUGGCAGUACUUCGUGGCAUGUGAUCGGCAGGCCUUAAUUAACUCCUCGCAUUUAGUGGGAGCUAUUCAACACCAUGUAAGCCAUCUCAUACGUCAACCACUUGCAAAGAUUGUGUACUUCUUGGAGAAGGAGUCUGCUUGGCCGUGGUUUCUGUUUCCACAGGACACUCUUGACGAGGAGGAACUUAAAGUCUGGCUGCAACUGAUCAUGGAUCGAGAUAUUUUUGAUAUUGAUGAUAUCCCUGACCACCAAGGGGCAGAGUCCUACUUCAUUUCUGAGCAGCGUGUGCAGCUAAUAUUCCCCUAUUUCUCCGUAUUUUACAAAAAAGUAGAACACGUGCAAUCGAUUUUUGUUGAAGACCAAAGACAACUUCUCUUGGACGGAACUAACCUAAACGAGAAUGAUGAGAUGAGCGAUGCUGUAGUAGAGGCUCAACUACAUCGAUUUGCUUCCGUUGUAAAGGAGAAAGUAUGUCAAGUAUUUGAGCUCGACUAUCUUCGAAGUCGCAUUGAAUGCUACGUCGAGGAUUUUCUCGACAUGAAAUCAGCUCACUUUUCAAGCGUUUUAUCCCGAGGUGAAAGAAUCGACUUCUUAAAGUCUGCAAUGGCAAAUGACGUAAAGUUCUCCAUUAACGGCGACCCCGCUCUUCUGGUUACUCGGCUGCAUUCUCUUUUCUGGCUGAACGAACCUUCCUAUGUGGCAGCCCUUCAGGUGUUCGUGACGUGUUACAAGAUCGCGAAUGUAGAAUUUGGGGGGAUCGUCUCUGAGUUUACUCCCUUGUUUGAGAAAAUGAUGUUUCAGGAAAAAAAUGCAGUAAAAAACGAACCCAUUGAAGACUCUCAACAACUUGAAAGAAAUCAUUCCUUUGAUGUACACCACAGUGAAGAUGCAUGUGCGAUGGUGGAGAGCUCCGAAGUCGACGUAGUGGAGGUCAGCAGUGAAACAUUUACCAUAGAGAACGAGAAGAGACUUGAAAAAGAGCAAAACGAUGACGAAAUGAAGGCAGUGGGAGAUAUCGGCUCACAGAUUGAGGAAGGAAAGGAAGAUGCCAUUGAAACUGAAAAUCAAGGGGUUCAGGAGUCUAAAAACGAAGAUGUAACACAGACAACGGGGCGAAAUGAUCCAGUGAAAGAGAAUAGUGAAAGUGGCGUUUGUGAACUUGAAAGUGUGGGUGGAGAAAAUGACGUGACUGUUGAACACAAAGGGAACACCGAAUUGGAACUAAAACAGGCCGUAGAAGGUAGUCCACGAGAAAUUGGGCUAAUUGAUAAUAGCGGAAUGGCAAAAGAUGAUAUCCCAUGUUGGCGCGUAAAACAUGAAGAUGUUGUCGAAGAUACUAAUGUAGACAAUAAUGAUACAAUAGGCGAAGAGCUAAUCAGUGAACAACUCAUCGCAGAAAACUUAGAGGAAACUGCAGCUACCAAUGACGAAUGGGAGGAGGGUAGCAUUGGCACGGUAACAGACGACAGUGGUGUCGAAGGAAGCGUAAGCUUCAACGAAGUAUUACUAGAGACGCUCUGUUCUGCGUUACUUCCAACGGACGACGUCGUGAAGAAUUUAAAAGGCCCUGAAGGAUGGCAGAGAACAGCAAGUCUCUUUCUGUCAACAGCUAGCAGAAUGCAAGUUCAGAUCCCUGCAUUUCAUUACCUUCGUGUCUGUCACGAUUUUGUUACACUUUUGGUAUUACCAGAGAGUCUUGAACCAUAUUCCCUCUAUAUGCUUGGAGCACUUGGAAAGACGGGAGCCUCUGAGGGCUAUCUCGAUUCCCCGGACACCUUUGAUCGUAUUACUAACGUCAUUGAUGAGUUGGAGCAACGAGGCGUUAAAAAGAGACGUUUGGAAGACUUUCUAAUGCUCUUCUAUGGACGUUGCAUCGAUUCAAAUCCAGACACACCAGUACUUGGUAUCAUACUGGCAAAGAUCAGUUCCAGUGGAGCGACAGCACUUCUACGACUUGCUGGACCGUUGCUGCACCGCAUUUUUCUCACAGAAGAAAACUUCAGCCCUGGUGUCUUUCAAGUUUUCUUACACAGCUUGGACUCCAUCAACGAUCAUCCAGGCCUCCAAGAGACAAGUGCUGCUUUGUCGACACUAUCUGAUGAUGUUGAGUUGGACUCCCCUUUCGCAGUAGUGUGUUGUGAUCUUAUAAGUGAUGUUGCGUUCCCUGAAGUAGACUUAACUACGAUGUCACACUCAGAGGAUCAAAUUCUGACGAAUUUUCGUAAGGCCUUUCAAACCCUAACAGAACCUUGCGAAGACACUGAACACGGAUCGUUUCAUCUUCUUUGUGCCACCGCUUAUAUGAGGUCAUUCCUGGCAUCAUUUGCAAAGUUUAUUUUGGCAAGGCGACAUUGCCUUACUGAAGAAGGGGAGUUUACAGUGCUUUUGAAUGAAAUGAAUGCAGCCCUUUCCUGUAAUCACCUCGAUCCUGUUUCUUCUAGGGCGGUAGAAUUGCAGCUGUACUUCGUAAAAGAACUGAAGAAAGAGCUCUACAUGUGUGAGGUUCGUAACAUCUGCCAACGUAGCCCGAAACUUCCAGCGUUGAAGAAUUUAGAUUGGCAUGAUGAGGACCUUGUGGGCAAACUUAGUUUUGAUCCUCUGCGAACCUAUACAGAGAAUUCUCAAGCACAAGCAGCAGUUGCAACUCUUCUCGAAAAGAACGACCUCAAGCCCCUUGAAGACACCAUUCUUGCUAUGUCAAGUUCUGCAGAAAAGAGGAUUGAGAUGGCUGCCACCCUGGCUAAGUCGUUUUACCUUGUUCGUUCUACACGACCUCUGAAGGACAGUGAGGACAAAGCAAUAGACUCCUUCAUAGGGAAACUUGAGAACUUUGAAAAUCCCUAUGUCCAGCUCCUCCUGAGAAUUACGGGAAAGAAGGAUUUCAAAAGUAAAAAACUUUGUAUUUCUUCAGAGUCUUCACCAGCUGACGUGCACAGGGCGACUCUAAUCCUACAUCUUUGCUUAGUUCUAGCCUCUCAUUUCAGUGGUGUUGAGCAGAAAAAGCUGGCGUUUAUGUCAUACCUUAAUAGUCCUUUGGCCUCAAGCAAUACAUACGUGCUGGCGUCUGGAGAGGAUUGUCAGCAACCAUAUGAGGUACACCACAAUUACAGCUUCGAUGAAACAUCCUUUUUCCUUUGCUCCUGUAGAACAUUCUUUGUUGCUGCAAGUGAUGAUGAUGAUGAAACAAAGUGUCCCAACUGUCGUUUACUUUGCAAAGCUGAGAAAGUACUUAGCAAGAAUGCUGCAGCUGCCGUUAAAGCCAUACAGCCAUCUAAAGUUCCUGUCUGCCUCACAUGUCCUCAAGAUCUUUUAAUUCACGUACGGCAAAUGGAUCCAAGAGAAUUCCGAGUUCUCCACUUGUUCGUGCAUGCAGCACUUUACGGAGGCUUCGCGAUGAAGUUGUUUGAUGAAAAUAGUCUGACCCAAAUACUGGGCAAUGCUGCUACGGACAGUGAUCCUUGCGAAGUGUGCUUUCAACAGAUUGAUAACGAUCUAAGAGCGUUAUGUCUUCUUUUAGACGCUAAGGAAGAAUACGUCAUCGGUUUCUUGCACUGUGCUUUGCUCAAAAGUAUUUCCAUCCUUACUUCGGGAAGCCUAUGUCAAACAGAAGGAGAAAGGUUGGCAUGGGAAAACACGUUCGCUGAAACCGUGCGCCCUUUACUCCGAGAGUUUUACCCAAGAAAACUUUUGACAAGUUUGCAAGACUUCACGAGCAAGUCUACAGUGGCUGUUCAAAGGAGGAUAGAGGAAAUUGAUGACCCCCAGUUCUCAAACACGGCAGAGAGAAACCUGCACCUUCCUAGAUUGUUGCGUGUCACGCUGCCUAAAACGUUUUCGUCCCUUAGAGCGUAUUAUAUGUCAGCUGAUCACGAUACUAAGAACCACCAUCCUCUUCUUGGGUUAUUCCUUGAUUUUAACGACUCUCUUCCAAAUGUUGCAAGCCUCCACGAUCUCCUUUCCUGGAGUCGUAUUGUGGACUCGCUUCUAAGUAGACGUCUGAGUCGCCACGAAGCCACUACAAAUAUAGGAGAUAUCAUUCGAAAACAAUUUCCUGAGGAGAGAAAGCGAUUAAGUGAGAUCUUCGAGAAGUUCAGCAUGGCAUGGGAGAGGAUGCGUCCUUUUGUUAGGGACCGUUUAAAGCAGGAUGUGCCGUACCUAAGCGAAAUCUCACCCAUUUCAUUUUGCUUGAUUGAGAAAAGAGGCCAGGGUGCCUUUCUUUGUGCUGCUAUGGAAAUACUUCAAGAGAUCCAGAAUGAUUUCUUACAGAAGAUGCUCAGUAUUGCAUCAACAGGAAAAUGUUCUGCGCUAGUCUUUCUGGAGAGAGAAGAAGGAAAAUUCACUAUUCCAGUCGUCCACUUACAGGAAGCUCGGGAGAAAGAGAUUAUCCAAUAUCAAUGGACAGAUGAAAUUUUAAGGCAUUCUCAACGUAACACCGAAUACGGCCAUGGCAGGGAGAUCGUUUUUGAUCUUGCAAAGAUUGAAAAAGAGAUGGCAGUCAGAUUCUUGGUGGGAAAGUCCUACCUUUCAACUCUCGAGGGAUUACAGGAGUUCAUUUUUGCCCGAGAGCUCUUUCACACUUGUAGAGGCAUUCUGGACGACUUACAAGAGCUGAUUCCGCAGCAACCACUCACAGAUGUGUUUCGAAGUAGUCUGUCCAGUCAGGGUGAGCAGAGUCUGAAAAACGUACAAGAUUUGCUUGAGCACAUGGAAAUUGUCCUUUGCCUUUUAAAAAGACAUCAUGUUGGAAAACCAGACGACCCGUUGAUAGAAUUUACAGACAACUGGCUGCGUGGACCAAGACCGUUUCCAAAGGAUUUACUCCCUCAGCCCCACAGCGCCAUCCAGCUCACACAUGUAGUUGCCUUGUACGAGUUUCUCGAAGACAUGUUGGCUGAAUCGGCUGCCAAACGAGUUCACGACAUGUAUCGUGUACCCAUACCUGAAGAGAUAGCUAACCAAAUGACCAAGGGAAACCCGGCUUCUGGAACAACCGAGUCACACCGUUCUGUUAUAACUGCCAUCAAUGUAGCGCUCAAACGCUUCAUUUACCGUUAUCUUUCUUCUGAGGAAAUGAAACCUAAACCAGCUGACAGUCUGAAGGAGCGCAUGCAGGAGAGGUCGCUUUGGCCAAUCGAUGCAUUCAAGUCGUGGAACCUGAAAGUGGAAUCUCCCGCAAAAUUCAUCGGUGCCGUGUUCCCCGAGAAGCUGGCCAUAAAACAUACGUACCAAGUUUUAUGCUUUUACCAUGAUCGACUUAAAGUAAGUGAUGUAAAAUGAACUUAUCAUUAAUUCUGCAAUAAUUCUCUCUCAACACAUUUUAAAGCUGGUAUUUUCCGCUGAGACCCUAUACAGUGACCCUAGUUUCUUUUAACUUUGACAGUGAGAGUUUUUCCUUGGGUUCCGCAUCUCUCGUCAUUGUUUUAGGUCACAUGUUGUAUCAUGUGACGUUUUGUUGACUGUGACCCCUCCACCCCCAUUCUCCAGGUGGAACGCAAAUGUGUAUGAAUUCGAACUGCAUAGGUAAACGAACGGGAAAACGCUUUGACUAUUGGCAAUCUUUGUCUUUGAAAUAUUCUGCGCAAGUUAUUUAAACGGAGUUUAGCACGUGUUUUUCGAAAUCGCGUUCUUUUCAGUUUGCCCAACGCUUUUAUCUAAACAUAUGACCCACUAAGAAAGAGCCUAAGUUAGACUUCUUUUAAAUAACCAACCCUCUGUAUCUUAAAACUGCUUGUGACGUCCCUUUUUUGACACGUCAUGAAUACAAAUUCUACCCAGCUAAUCAGAAGAAGAACCCCGCUAACCGUCCUUAAAUUGAAAAGCGACAUCUAAAACUGAAAUCUGGCCAUACAGUACUUGCCAGUCUGAUGAUCGUCCACUGCUUGAAACUCAAGUGACAAAACUUUAUCCUUAAAUUUGUGUUGUAUAGUCGUGUAAUAUGUUCUAUGUUAUGUUCUUCACUUUGUUAUUUGUUAGGCGUUAGAAGAGGCAAAACUCGUUCCUCGGAAUCCAACUCCGAAGAUCAGCCGUCCCAGUGUUUCAAGGUCCCGUCAGCUUAAAACUCGAAAGCACUUCAGCAACUUCUGA